AUGUUUAAACAAUUCUUCAGUGUCGUGACUGCACCGCGUACCAAACUGGUAUUAGUAGUGCGUGGCGAUUUAAAAAUGUCUAAAGGAAAAACUGCGGCACAAUGUGCACACGCCGCUGUACUUUGCUACCAACAAUCCCAAAAGGAUAACGAGAAGAAGAAAAUAGCAGAAAAUUGGUCAAUUAUGGGACAACCAAAAAUCGUAUUGCGUGCGAAUAAAUUAGAAGAAAUUACAAAUCUACAAAAUCGUGCGAAAAACGCAGGUGUAGUUGCAGAAUUAGUAAGAGAUGCAGGACGCACGCAAUUGGAAGCUGGUACGGCAACGGUUUUGGGUAUUGGACCGGACAUUGAAAAAAAUGUAGAUGAAUUGGUAUCCAAUUUUAAACUACUCUAGUUUAACAACUUAAAACAUAAAAAUAAUUUCUUACCGAAAAAAAUAAAUAUUUUAUUAUUAUUAAUAUAUUCAAAGUUGUAAACAAU
Zeugodacus cucurbitae (melon fly) is the source of this 479-nucleotide messenger RNA. RefSeq names its product peptidyl-tRNA hydrolase 2, mitochondrial. Gene Ontology annotation, cellular component: mitochondrion; cytosol. Gene Ontology annotation, molecular function: peptidyl-tRNA hydrolase activity. The transcript has a single exon. The record is from RefSeq and is a predicted model, not a curated record. The coding region runs from base 1 to 393 and encodes 130 amino acids. Lineage: Eukaryota; Metazoa; Arthropoda; Insecta; Diptera; Tephritidae.